AUGCCGACGAAUACAGAUGAUGCUGUUGAAAAGACCAUUUUUGAUCCAAGUCUAAUGAAUGACGACGCUUACUUUGGAUAUUCCGCCUUUGACGACUUUAACCUGCAUCAUUUGCUUCCGGAUACAAAGGACGAAAGCUGGGUCUCUCGUUUCGAGGCUCAGCUGAUUGACUCUUCAGGUCAACAAUCGCCUCUUACGAACACGCACAGCUUCUCUGGGACCGACUCUGGCACUGGAACUCCAGCUCUUGAGCAGCUUGACAAUACACCAGAUGCGCCGCAACUUCCUGUCGCUUCAAUCGGCAAUGCUCCUCCUCCGAAGAUCGGCGCCCGGUUCUCACGGGAAGCUGUCCGCGUGCUGAGACAAUGGGUUUCAACACACAGCAACCACCCAUUUCCGAAUGAUCACGAGAAGGAGAUCCUACAGAAUCGGACUGGCUUGUCAAAGACGCAGAUAUUAAACUGGCUGGCCAAUGCUCGGCGUCGUGGCAAGAUCCAUGCUCGUCAUCCCGGUUCGCCACACUCGCCCAGUUCCACACAAGCGAUAGACAUUCCCGGAAGGAAGCCCACUCCUGCCCCAGGAGAGAGGAAUAGAUGGAUGGAUCCGCUGGCAAGAUGGGUUGACUCACCUCCUGAGAGUGAGCCUGCGACUGCGACUGCUAUUGCACGCGCCGUGGCAUCAUGCGGCUCAGAUGAUCUAUCCCGCACACACUACCAAACAGGCGAUGGCCACUGGCUCUCCAGAGCUUCGUCAACCAGCAGCAUCGGAACAUCACAGUCGAGCGACAACUCAGCAUACUCGCAACACUCUCGCGACUCUACAACUUCCUUCAGGUCGUCGAUUCGCUCUUCACGCCGCCGCAGACACAACGCCGCCAACAAACGAGCCGACAAGAGAACCUCACUAGCCAAAUCUCUGAACACGUAUCAGUGCACCUUUUGCACCGAGACGUUUACGACGAAGCAUACUUGGCAGCGCCAUGAAAAGUCCCUUCAUCUACCGAUAGAGAGAUGGGCAUGCGCUCCUAAUGGCCCUCGAAUCAUGGAUGACAAUGGGGUGCCACGCUGUGCUUUUUGUUCCCAUCCCUCACCAGACGAUGCACAUUUCCAAGACCACAACUAUUCGACCUGUAGCAUCCGUCCACUCCAAGAUCGAUCGUUUAACCGCAAGGAUCACCUGACGCAACAUUUGCGACUUGUUCACAAUGUCAAACCUGAGCAGUUGGGGUGUCCGUUGAACCAAUGGAAGCUGCCAAUGCCGGGAAUACGAUCUGUUUGUGGCUUUUGCGGCCUCAAGAUGGAUACGUGGGAGUUUAGGGCAGAUCACCUGGCAGAUCAUUUCAAGAUGGGAAGCACAAUGGCUGACUGGAAGGGAGAUUGGGGCUUUGAUGCCUCGGUCUUGUUCCGGGUUGAGCAUGCAAUCCCACCAUAUUUCAUCGGCAUUGACCGCAACACCAUGUGUCCCUUUGAGGCCAGCAAGGGCCCCUCUGAGACGCCGAGAGAUGCUUACGAGUUGAUCAGCCUAGAGCUGGCAAACUUCGUGCACGUCUAUAGCGACAAGUUUGGAGGUCUCCCUACGUAUGACAAGAUGCAACUCGAAGCUUGUCGCAUAUUGCUUUCUGCAGAGGUCAUAUCUGACAAGGAGGAUUCUAACGCCUCUUGGCUUCGAGACCUGAUUAUUUCGGCUGAUGAUAUCCUCCAGGAGGCCAAAACGAGACCUGUGAGGUCCAUCCUGGAGGGGAAACUUCGAAGACUGAAGAUUUCUGGAAAGGACAACUUGUUUGAUCUGUGUCCUAUGGAGAGUCAGCUAUACGAUUUCAUACAUACUGGGCCGUCUCAUUCUUUUACCGAUGUCGAUUUACAGCAGGAAGCGUCUCGUCUCAUUCAACAAGCCGGCAUUGAAUCCGAUUCAUCCUCCGAAUAUGUGGCGUCGUUUUUCAUCCAUUUGAUCAAUUCAUCAGCUGCUUGGCUUACACCUUUUCGAGAACGCCACAACAUCAGCUGCACACGGAAUAGUUCAGACCUACGUUCAGGUAGUUUGUCUAGAAUCAACUCGAUCCUUUACAAUUACAGUGAACUUGAAAGGACGUUGGCUGAUUACAUCGAGCUACUCCGGGCUCAUGGCAUUGUCCCCGAUGAUGCCGCUCUACGCCAAAAAGCGAACGAUAUCAUUGACGAGAUGGAUGAUGAGGAGUGGAAGUCGGUUGCUUUGAACAACGAGGCUUGGUUGGCGAAAUUCAAGAGCCGGCACAUGACAGACCCCAACACUCAACCGAACGAUUUCACGUCGGGAUGCCUACAUUAUUCUGAUGACACGCACGGCUCUCAGCAAAACAUCAACUCUGAUGGUGCAAACACCUGGAUGAAGACGAGCUUUUUGCUCAAUGGCGACUGUUACUAUCGUUGGAUUGCAAGAGAACUCGCCCGCUGGGUCGCCAUGACCAUGUCACCCAACAACCCGAACCAGCAUGUCCCCACAGACGAGGAGAUACAGCACCACGCCAGGUGGAUAUUGUAUAACGACGGUGAUCCCUGGAACCAGACCGUCGCUGAGAACCCGGCCUGGCUGCGGCAGUUCAAGAUUGAUGUUGGCAUCCUAAAGCCAGAACAAGAGGAUUUUGCAAGUCAUGAUAACUUGGAAUUUUAG
Molecule: messenger RNA, 2646 nt
Organism: Fusarium vanettenii 77-13-4
Lineage: Eukaryota; Fungi; Ascomycota; Sordariomycetes; Hypocreales; Nectriaceae
Exons: 4
Coding region: 1-2646 (881 amino acids)
Biological process (GO): regulation of DNA-templated transcription
Molecular function (GO): DNA binding
Source: RefSeq, a predicted model, not a curated record